This is a messenger RNA of Ceutorhynchus assimilis (cabbage seed weevil), 558 nucleotides long. NCBI's taxonomy places the organism in Eukaryota, Metazoa, Arthropoda, Insecta, Coleoptera, Curculionidae. The record is from the annotation of a GenBank genome assembly.
AUGAAUUUCAAUGACGUCGUCAAGGGUUUUUGCAUGUACAACGAUUGCGUUUUAUCUGAGGACGGGCUGCAAGAGGGGUACGUUGUAAUUUUCGACAUGAAAGACGUGUGCCUCGGACAUUUGGCAAGAGUCAGCCUACCAGCAUUAAAAUGUUUCAUGUACUACAUCCAGGAAGCCCAUCCCUGUCGACUGAAACAAAUCCACGUGCUCAACACCGCGUCUUGGAUCCACCACAUCAUGAGACUGGUCGUACCAUUGGUACGAUCCGAACUUUUGAGUUUAGUUAAAUUCCACAAAGGUAACAUUCCCGAAGGUAUUGAUCAAGAGCUUCUUCCCAUUGAAUAUGGCGGUGAAUCAUCGACAAUAGACGAACUAGACAGAGCCACCAAAUCUCUACUAGACAAAUAUCGUCAUUGGCUGAUAGAAAGUGGCCAAUUUAAAUCUGACGAAUCGAAACGUACAAGGAAAAGCGGUUGGUGGGGAUUCUUCGGCAGCAAAAGUCCCCAGCAAGUGGAACUAGACGAAAAAACUAUUUUACGGAAUUUGCAAAUAGAUUAG